UGGUUAUCAGCUAAGUACGGGCUCGUGUCUUUGAUAUAAACACUGAUUAGUUAUAUGAAUGAGAAUCUAUGAGAAGUGUUCAUUUAAAUAAAGAUACGAUGUUUAUGAUACCUUGAUCAGACUUUAAUAAAGAGUUAUUCUAUGUCUCUAUGUCAGUCUUCGCUGAAAAUGAAGAAAAUGAAAUUGGUAAUGUUUGUUUGUUACUUGACAUUUAUAAGUGCCUAUUGUUUCUCUGUGAAUGGUGUAUACAAAGAUCAAGGGGCUUCAAAAUCUAGAACAGAAAUGGAAAUAGACAGUGGCUGCACUGAAAAAUGGUGUGAAACAUACAGCUUUUCUGAGUUAGAGAGAAUGUACAGAGGUUUAUUUUUGUCAGAAUUAGAGUUCUUUUUGCAACAGUUGCUAUUUUACCUGGAUAGAGAUAUAAUUCUGUAUCGUGAAGGGGUCAGAGACUUUGACUACAUUGUUGGAUCUGACGGCGAUGGUGAUUCUUGUUGUGUAACGAAGCAAAUUGCUUAUCGAAACUAUUCACUGCAAAAUGUGAUGGGUGUGACACGACGCGUUGUUCAUCUUACCCAUCCAAAUCCCAGGAAAAACAAGUACCAGUACAUAACACAGGCAACAUGCAUUGGAGUCGGCUCAUGUGAUGGCAUAUGUGUUUUGGAGGAUACUGUGAGAACAGUCCUUGUGUACGACAGACGAUCAGUUACAUUUGAUCAGGUUUUAGUACCGAGCUAUUGUUCGUGCAAAAGAGCAGACAAUAAAAAAUGAUCACAAUGUGUAAGUUUAUGGUGGAGAAAAAAGAACUUGGGUUAAGCAUUGAAUGAUCAAAUGUGACGCAGAAAUAAAAUGAUGAAACUUUAUUACAAACCUGAAUUCAUUCAACAAACGUAGAAGACGCGACAGUGACAAUUUUGCACCCGCAUUGUACGAAAGGUUUUAUGCUAGGCAAAUGCAUAACAUUUAUGUUAUAGUCAAUCACAGUACAGUAUGAUGUAUAACAUAACUUGAUAUCAGAUAUGAAUUCGAAUGGCCGUUCUUAAAAUAACGGAGUGAUAGCUUAUAGCAGAAGAUAAAUAUGAUAUCAAUCUUAUAUAAUUACGCAUUAAUCAAGCAAUGUUUGAGAAAAAAAAAUGAAAUUGUAUGUUGUAGAAAAUAACCAGAAGAUCUAAAUCUACUAGCAUUUCGCUUCUAAAUCACAUGUUUAAUGAACAAAAAACUAAGAUAAGAAAGGAAUACGUACAUACAAAUGCUAUGCUUUCGAAAGCCGCAUAAACGAAACUGGUGGUAGCCGUAUGAAUCGAACUUCGUGGCUAUUAGGGAACAACUUAAUACCAAAUUUAUCAUUUAACAAAAUAUAAAGUACAUUUCAUUACUUAUAUAUAGGCCGUAAGUAAACACACGUUAAAUGUUAUAGAUUCACAAUGCUUACAUUAAAUGGUAUUUCAAUGCGUCUUACAUGUAAGUACAUAAAACUCCACAAAAUCAGUGAUGCAUGCGAAAUACUCGAAUAACUGCAAAACCCUCCAUGACGCAACUGAAAAAAAAACAUAUUUAGUGUUAGAUAAAGCAGUCAACCGACAUUCCUUAUUAUUGCGUCGCAAACCAUAUUUUGUCUUUAUAUUACAAAGAUAAGACUAUUUCUUAUGUCUAGCUAAAGUUAAAAAAAAAUUCUUUUGUUAAAGGCUCUAGCUAAAGUUAAAAAAAGAACGCUUUUGUUAAAGGCAGUUACUAAAUAAGUCAAUUAAUAUGCAGAUCUGAAUUGAAGAAUAAUUUUAUACUGGGAAUUCGUUAUUAUCAUACUAAGCCACAUCCUACAUUCAUUUGACAGUUUGAACACUGCGGAUAUAGAUACAACGUGAUUUUUGUUUAAUAAAUAACAUUUUCUCAUCAGCAUAGUUAAUGAUAAAACAUUAGUGAACGUUUGAAUUCAAUGUAGUGCAAUAAUUAAUGAUAUGUUCAAACAAAGAAUUCAAUAUGCACUAUUAAAUAAAGUGUUAAUCAUUA
This is a messenger RNA of Mercenaria mercenaria, 2004 nucleotides long. RefSeq lists its product as uncharacterized. NCBI's taxonomy places the organism in Eukaryota, Metazoa, Mollusca, Bivalvia, Venerida, Veneridae. The record is from RefSeq and is a predicted model, not a curated record. The transcript is spliced from 4 exons. The coding region runs from base 142 to 768 and encodes 208 amino acids.